Raphanus sativus (radish) is the source of this 934-nucleotide messenger RNA. RefSeq lists its product as uncharacterized. The record is from RefSeq and is a predicted model, not a curated record. Bases 11 to 934 code for a protein of 307 amino acids. NCBI's taxonomy places the organism in Eukaryota, Viridiplantae, Streptophyta, Magnoliopsida, Brassicales, Brassicaceae. The transcript has a single exon.
UGUUCAAGUGAUGUCUUUCUCAUCAGAUGAUGCAGCAGAUAAACUAAUUGAAGAUACGUUUGACGAACAUGUUGAUAAUUUUAUCGACCAACAAGUUGAUAAUUUCAUCGACCAACAAAUUAACAAGCCGAAGAGACGAGCUUAUAUCGAAAGACAUAGGGAGCAAGGCCACGAAGACCUUUGGAAUGACUAUUUCAGUGAAAAUCCUACAUACCCACCAGAAAUGUUUAGGCGGCGUUUUCGAAUGACGAAGCCAUUGUUCCUUUCCAUUGUCGAUCGCCUGAGUAAUGAAGUUCCAUACUUUCGUCAAAGACAAAAUGCUCACGGAAGGUACGGCCUAUCUGCACUUCAAAAGUGUACUGCAGCUAUACGUAUGCUAGCAUAUGGUCAAUCGGGAGAUACGUAUGACGAAUAUCUCCGACUUGGUGAGAGUACCGCACUUUUAUGUUUGGAGAAGUUCAACGAAGCGAUAAUACAAUUGUUUGGAGAUGAGUAUCUACGAAAACCUACACCAGCUGAUCUUCAACGAUUACUCGAUAUCGGAGAGGUACGCGGAUUUCCGGGAAUGAUAGGCAGCAUCGACUGUAUGCAUUGGGAGUGGAAAAACUGCCCUAGGUCUUGGAGAGGGCAGUACACACGAGGUCACGGAAAGCCGACCAUUGUCUUAGAGGCUGUGGCAUCACAGGAUCUUUGGAUAUGGCACGCAUUUUUCGGUUUACCAGGUACCCUAAACGAUAUUAAUGUUCUCGAUCGAUCACAAGUUUUUUCUGACAUUAUACAAGGUCGAGCUCCUAAAGUUAAUUUCACGGUCAACGGCCACAAUUAUCGUAUGGCGUACUACCUUACAGAUGGAAUCUAUCCGAAAUGGUCAACAUUUAUCCAAUCCAUUCCACUACCUCAAGGUCUUAAAGCUGAGCUUUUUGCUGAAAAAUAA